CUUUCCAAAAAGAAAAGGAAAAUUAAAAUAUUGCAUCAUUAUUUCAAUUCGAGUAUAGUAAGGCUACCUACACUUCAUUCGCGACAAUUUAUACAUAGUAUUUGUGUUUUUUUCGGUCUCUCCUUCUCUCACAUGAGUAGUUGCUUGUUGUAGAGAGAGAGAGAAAGAAAGAAAGAAGGCUGCGCGGAACAGAGAUCCCCUAUUCAGACACACCAAACCUCUCUGCAAUUGCGACGUCUCCCUCUAUUCUUCUAUUAAUUCGAAGCCGAUAUUUUCACCCAGUUUCGAUUCUUUAAUUCGAUUGCUCGUAUUAUUCUAUUUGCUAUUUUUUUCCCGAGGGAAAUAAUUCAGUGUUUCUCGCUUGCGAGCCAAGUUUCUCUGCUAUAUCUAUAUACAUAUUCGAGUAUUUAGGGUUCGAAGUAUGGAAAAUUAGGGCAUCCGAGGAUAGAUUGGGAGUUGGAAUUGGGGCCUGAACUGGUAAUUGAGGUAAUUGAGGAAGAUGAUAAUCAAGAGGAACUUGAAAUCGGUAAUGCCGACUUUGAAACGCUGCCGAGUCGCUGACUCGGGCGCAGAGGACGACGAAAGUUCUGGGAAUCGGAAGAAACGGAAACCUAAUAACGGCUACUAUCCUCUGCAUCUUCUCCGUGACGUUGCCGCAGGUGUAAUUCCUUUCAGUGGAUAUGGUAUCCAGAGUAUUCUAGCACAAGGGGGCGUCGCCGGAGUUGCUGCUGCGCCCACGGCCGCUUCCUGGUGUAAUGGAGGUUCGUUAUGCCCGGCUGAGGCGGAGUCAAAAUUGAAGGGUAUUGACAGCGGCGAUAGAAUAGUGCAGGAGGCUCCUCGCCCGCCCUUGGUGAGGACUUCAAGAGGGCGAGUUCAGGUUCUACCUUCUCGAUUUAAUGACUCAGUUCUUGAUAAUUGGCGGAAAGAGAAGAGUAAAACUAGUGCGAAGGAAUCGGCAUUGGAUCCUGAAUUCAAUCCCUAUAAAGAAAGAGCCAAUCUCAAAAACUCCAAGCUUCGUGGAGAUACUAAGGAUAAGGUUAACUACCGAUGUCGUGAGGUUCCUCCAUAUCUGGGGGAUGAAACGGAAGAAUUGGGGUCUCAAAGGUCCAAGAGAUACGGUGUUAGGAAGUAUUCUAGCUCGCGGAGUACAUUAACUUCUUUGCAUGAGCAACAAGCAGAGAUCGAGGAGGAUGGAGAAUUAGAGGAGUGUAUAUAUUUGAGUGGCAUUAAUGAAUACGUUAAGGAGGAGGUGGAAAAGAAACGCAGGAUAUAUGGUCCCAAUGACUUUGUUUCAGGUGAUAUAGUUUGGGCCAUAUCCGGGAGGCGUUGUCCUGCCUGGCCAGCUAUUGUCCUUGAUACGGACACACAAACUCCUCAACAAGUUCUGAAUUUCCGUGUUGCUGGUGCAAUUUGCGUGAUGUUUUUUGGUUAUUCUGGUAAUGGGACGCAAAGGGAUUAUGCAUGGGUUAAACGAGGGAUGAUAUUUCCUUUUGUAGACUAUGUAGAUAGUUUUCAGGGACAGACAGAGUUGAAUGAUGGAAAGCCCAGUGAUCUGCGUACUGCCAUAGAGGAGGCAUUUCUGGCUGAAAAUGGAUUUAACGAGAUGUUGAUGGUUGAAAUCAACGCAGCAGCGGGCAAUUUAGAAUAUCUCCAGUCUCUGACGAGAGGGGUAUAUGAGGCAUCUGAUUCAAACCAGGAUCAGGAGUGUAAUUCAUUGAAUAAGGAGCGGCUCAGAAAGAAAGGGAUAGAAUCCUGUGAGGCCUGUGGCUUGAGUAUGUCUCCUAAAAUGCCAAAGAAACUGAAUGAUUCAAAUCUUGGAAGCAGUCGUCUGUGUCCUUCUUGCGCUCGGUUAAAGAAAAUGAAGCAUUACUGUGCCAUAUGCAAGAAGAUUUGGAAUCAGUCAGAUAGCGGUACUUGGGUACGUUGUGAUGGCUGUAAAGUUUGGGUGCAUGCCGAGUGUGACAAAAUUUCAAACAGUAGUUAUAAGGAUCUGGGAACCACCGAAUAUUAUUGUCCUGAAUGCAAAGCAAGGUUUAAUUUUGAAUUAUCUGAUUCCGAAAAUCUGGUCUCUAAAACCAAACAUAACAAGAAGAAUGGUCUGCCUGAUAAAGUCAAUGUUGUCUGCUCUGGGGUGGAAGGCAUCUAUUUUCCUAGCCUUCACUUAGUUGUUUGCAAGUGUGGCUCUUGUGGAACUGAGAAGCAGGCACUAAGUGAGUGGGAACGACAUACAGGUUGCAAAACUAAAAACUGGAAGACUAGCAUCAGGGUCAAAGGGUCCAUGAUACCACUCGAGCAAUGGAUGCUGAAGGUAGCUGAGUAUCAUUCACGCAAUGUGGUUCCUGGAAAAUCUCUUAAACGUCCUUCCAUUAAAGUCAGGAGACAGAAAUUGCUUGCUUUUCUUCAAGAGAAAUAUGAACCUGUUUAUGCGAAGUGGACGACAGAAAGGUGUGCAGUAUGCCGAUGGGUUGAAGAUUGGGAUUACAACAAAAUCAUCAUAUGCAACAGAUGUCAAAUAGCUGUUCAUCAAGAAUGCUAUGGUGCAAGAAAUGUUCAGGAUUUCACUUCAUGGGUCUGUAGAUCCUGCGAGACACCUGAUGUUGAGCGGGACUGCUGCCUCUGCCCUGUCAAAGGUGGUGCUAUGAAGCCUACUGAUAUUCCGCCUCUAUGGGUUCAUAUUACAUGUGCUUGGUUUCAACCGGAAGUUUGUUUUGCAAGUGAUGAAAAGAUGGAACCUGCCAUUGGCAUCCUUAGGAUUCCUUCAAAUUCUUUUGUCAAGAUCUGUGUAGUUUGCAAGCAAAUUCAUGGCUCCUGUACACAAUGUUCCAAGUGUUCCACUUAUUACCAUGCAACAUGUGCAUCAAGGGCUGGCUAUCGCAUGGAGUUGCAUUGCUUGGAGAAAAAUGGGAAACAGAUCACCAAAAUGGUUUCCUAUUGCGCUUACCACAGGGCUCCAAAUCCAGAUAAUGUUUUGAUUAUUCAGACUCCUAAAGGUACUUACUCUACAAAAGGUCUUCUCCAGAACAAGAAGAAUACCUGUUCUAGGUUAAUUUCAUCAAACAGAUUGAAACUUGAGGAAGCCCCAAGUACGGAGGUUACUGAUGUUGAGCCUCUCUCUGCUGCAAGAUGCCGGAUUUACAAGAGAUUGAAUAAUAAGGGCCAGAGAACGAGCGAAGAGGCUGUUUUCCACAGAGUAAUGGGACCUUGCCAUCACUCUCUAAAUGCAAUACAGAGCCUGAAUACCAUCAAAGAAAUAGAAGAGCCUAAGACCUUUUCUACUUUCCGCGAACGUCUUCGCCAUUUACAGAGAAUGGAAAUGGAACGUGUUUGUUUUGGUAGAUCUGGAAUCCAUGGAUGGGGCCUCUUUGCUCGUAGGAAUAUCCUAGAAGGAGAAAUGGUUCUUGAGUAUCGCGGAGAGCAGGUCAGGCGCAGUAUUGCAGAUCUGAGGGAGGCCCAGUAUCGCAAUAAGGGCAAAGACUGCUAUCUUUUUAAGAUCAGUGAAGAAGUCGUAGUAGACGCCACGGAUAAGGGAAACAUUGCUCGGUUAAUUAACCAUUCAUGCAUGCCGAACUGCUAUGCAAGGAUCAUGAGCGUAGGUGAUGACGAGAGCCGGAUAGUGCUUAUUGCCAAGACAAAUGUCGCUGCUGGUGAUGAAUUAACGUACGAUUACUUGUUCGAUCCUGACGAGUGCGAUGAAUUCAGAGUCCCUUGUCUGUGUAAAGCUCCAAAUUGUCGAAAGUUCAUGAAUUAGUUUUGUAGUAGACACAAAAGUUACAGGCAUUAUAUUGUUUCUCCGCAAAGGAGCUCUAACCAUUGGUUUCUCUCCUAUCGGACCUCACAGCUGGAUCACUAAUUUUUAUUUUAUUUUUUUUUCUUUCCGGUCGAAAAGGGGAAUAUGUAUUUUCUUAUUCCUUUUCGCUUUUUGUCUUUUCACUUUUGGUAGUCUCUCCAAAGUGUAAUAAUUGCUCUGACUUCCUUAAAAUAGUAGGUUAAGCCGGGCAGCUUUGUAUAGCUUGGAUAAUACUUACAAUAUCUAAUGCUUUUGUUUAAAUCCCAAAUCAAUUAACUUUA
This is a messenger RNA of Coffea eugenioides, 4068 nucleotides long. RefSeq names its product histone-lysine N-methyltransferase ATX4-like. The coding region runs from base 500 to 3748 and encodes 1082 amino acids. Gene Ontology annotation, molecular function: protein binding. Gene Ontology annotation, biological process: regulation of transcription by RNA polymerase II. Lineage: Eukaryota; Viridiplantae; Streptophyta; Magnoliopsida; Gentianales; Rubiaceae. The transcript is spliced from 23 exons. The record is from RefSeq and is a predicted model, not a curated record.